Molecule: messenger RNA, 1380 nt
Organism: Rodentolepis nana
Lineage: Eukaryota; Metazoa; Platyhelminthes; Cestoda; Cyclophyllidea; Hymenolepididae
Source: the annotation of a GenBank genome assembly
AUGCACCAAGUAUUGGAGGGAAUAUGUUCCCACUCUGAUUGUCCGUUCUUUAAUAAAAAGGCCUUUCUACGGCUCUAUAGACAUUUCAACAACUUAAAGAGCCAAGAGCCUCUGAAAUGGGAAAGCAUUCAGCAUGUCGAUGAUAAACAUAUUAAAAAUUACAAUCGUCUACUUGAACCAACGGAACAGGCCAUCGCUUCAGCCCUUUCGAAAUUAGUCGUUCUCAAACUGAAUGGAGGUCUUGGAACGUCAAUGAACUGCCACGGAACAAAGUCAUUAAUACCAGACCUCAAUAAACAAUACAAUUCAAAUGUUCCUUUUGUUUUGAUGAAUUCAUUUAAUACCCAUGACGAAACAAUGGAAUUCCUUCAGAGAAUUCAGAUAAACCAGACAAAGCCUAUCAUAGUUCAGCAAAAUAGAUUUCCAAGAUUGCGGGAGGAGUCUGGUUUGCCAAUUGCGAACUCCUGUCAGCUGGAAGAACUUCAUGAUCAAGCUUGGUAUCCACCGGGUCACGGUGACGUCUACAGAUCACUACAAAAUGCAGGACUGUUGGACAGAUUCAUUGAAGAGGGAAAGCAUUGGAUUUUCAUAUCCAAUAUCGAUAAUAUUGGCGCGGUUCCUGAUCCUAAAAUUCUGUGCUGGUUGGAGGAGCAGGAAAAGAUGGGUGCGGAGCAUGGAAUUGAUUUUCUGAUGGAAAUCGCUGAUAAAACUCCGGUAGAUAGGAAAGGCGGGACUCUUGCCAUCCAUAACGGAGCUCUCAAACUUCUGGAAAUUGCCCAAGUUCCAGAAGGCCAUAUAAAAGACUUUCUGGAUCCCGAACAAUUCAAAUUCUUUAACACCAAUAACUUAUGGAUCAAUAUUAAGACUUUGAGGGAUAAACUCAUGGACAAUGAACUUAAAUUGGAUUUGAUUGUAAACAAAAAGACACUUAAAGAUGGGACCAAAGUCAUUCAGCUUGAAGAGGCCUGUGGUGCAGCAAUCAACUGUUUCAAGAAGCCAAUGGGUUUGAGAGUCCCGCGAAGUCGUUUUCUGCCUGUGAAACUAACCUCUGAUCUGCUGAUCCUGCGAUCGGAUCUGUUUGAGGCUACAACCACUGGUUUGAAACGUUCACCAAAGCAUACAUUGCCCGAUCUUCCAACUAUCGAAUUCAGCAGUCAUUUUAACGGUGUCGAAGAUCUUGAACAACGGAUAUCUGAUCCACCAAGUAUGAUUCACCUUCGACAUCUAAUCCUCAAUGGGAAUAUUCGUUUUGGGACUAAUGUCACUCUCAAAGGAAGAGUGGAAAUAACACCGAGAACUGACGAAAUCUUCCUUAUUCCUGAUGGAAUUACUCUCGAAGAUACAGUUAUUAUAGAGCCAAUUCAAGGCCAUAAUCAUUAA